Molecule: messenger RNA, 321 nt
Organism: Volvox carteri f. nagariensis
Lineage: Eukaryota; Viridiplantae; Chlorophyta; Chlorophyceae; Chlamydomonadales; Volvocaceae
Exons: 2
Biological process (GO): pseudouridine synthesis
Molecular function (GO): pseudouridine synthase activity; RNA binding
Source: RefSeq, a predicted model, not a curated record
GUGGCAUACGAGGUGACCCUCAGCCUCAUCACCGGCAGGACGCAUCAGGUUCGUGUGCAGAUGGCUGCCAUGGGGCUGCCCCUCCUGGGAGAUAGGCUCUACACCGCACUGGCGGAAAAGUGGCGGAGAGAGCGGCAGCAGCAGCAGGAGCAGCAGCAGCAGGAGCAGCAGCAGCAGGGGCAGCAGCAGCAGGAGCAGGAACAAGAACAGCCGGCGCAGUUGUCAUCACCUCCCGCACCCCCACCCGCACCCACACCGGGAAGGGCAUUGGACUGGUGUCUUCCCGCCCUGCUGCAGCCUCUGGCGCCAAUAGCGCUGCAG